Messenger RNA from Zootoca vivipara (common lizard), 1515 nucleotides. It is a transcript of the gene PTMS, whose product is annotated as parathymosin. The record is from RefSeq and is a predicted model, not a curated record. Lineage: Eukaryota; Metazoa; Chordata; Lepidosauria; Squamata; Lacertidae.
AAUCCCUUUUUCUGGCACAGCCUCAUCGCGGCAGCGGAGAACCCUGUGGCUGUGGCGCCAGGGCGAGUCGAGAAGUGGCCGGCGGCUUCCCGAGAUCUUAACCCGAGCUGCACCUGGUGCCUCCGGCCAAUCGCCUCUCCCGCGCGCCUCCGCUCUUUCUCGCCUUGCUCCUUUUGUUUUGUUUUGUUUCGCUCCCGCCUUCCAGGAUGUCAGAGAAGCCCGCGGAGGAGGCUCCGGUGGAGUUGGGGGCCAAGGACCUGAAAGAAAAGAAGGAGAAGCACGAGGAGAAGUCUGCCCGCAAAGAAAAGAAGGAGAUAAUAGAGGAUGAUGAGAAUGGAGCCGAGGAAGAGGACGAGGAGGAAGACGCAAAUCCCGAGGAUGUGGAUGACGACGAGGACGAGGAUGAAGACGAUGAGAAUGAACAGGAGCCAGAUUCGCAUGCAGUGAAGCGAUCUGCGGAGAAGAAGCAGGAAGAGGACGAAGUGGACCCAAAGAGAAAGAAAACAGAAAACGGCUCUUCAGCUUGAACCCCACCCUCUUCUCCACUAUCUGUCCCCCCCCCCAUCUUCCUUCCUCCACCUGUGCAGGCCCCCACUUCUGUGUGCUGUUAGCCACAGAGGACGAGAAGGGGUUACAAAUGUUUUCCAAUGAGGACAGAGGAAGCUGAAGAUGGCUCUUCCCUAGCCCCGAGAUGUGUUCCAUAUUACAGUGCUCCCUACAGCUGCCCAUUUCUUCCUCUACCCGCCAUUUGAAUAUCCCCAAAUAUCCAGAAACAUCGCCCCUACUUCUUCCCAAUCACUCUCUCUCAAAAUUUCUGCCUAACUUGAGAUCAUCACAUGCCUCUGCUUUUGAUACAUCUUCUGUAAACUUCUUCCGCCCUGGACAAAUUCCCGCCUCCUCCCACCUUUCCCCUCCUUUUCUUUGGCCCCUUACAGAAUUCCACAAAUGCGGUGUGGAAAUUUUAUGGUGCUGAAAUGUUAAAUUGGGUCCAGAGCCUGGGAUGUAAAAGGGGCAGGGAAUUUCGCAGUGAUUUGUUCCUGUGCCCUGUGCCUGGUUCCCUUUCCAUUGCUGGGAAAAGGCAAAAAUAUAAAUAUAUAUAUAAAUGCAUACAUAUAUAUACACAAUUUAAACGUGUUUUUAAGUAAAACAUAGACAAGAUUUUCAUUAUUAAUACAUUUUUGUACAAAUUUACAAGGCAGGCAACAAGCUGGAUCUGGUUGACUUUUUUUUUCCUUCUUCUUCCAGAAGGCGAAGCUUGUUUUUAAAUGUGUAAAGUAAUAAUGUGACUCAGUGUGUGUGUUCCUCAUUUGGGUUUUUGUUUUUUUAAAAAAUUAAAAAAAAAUUAGGGACCAAAUUUUGAUUUCUCCCUUGUUCCUUUCAGGGUCUUUAGUUGUUUUUGUUUGUAAAUUAACGCAGACCCAUCUGCAGUAUUUUCUAUGGCACAGACAUUAUGAGGAUGAGAAAUAUAAAUAUAUAUAUUGUUUAGCACUGUAAAUAAAAAACCUUUCAAAAAGA